Messenger RNA from Brugia malayi, 1062 nucleotides. RefSeq lists its product as uncharacterized. The coding region runs from base 1 to 1062 and encodes 353 amino acids. NCBI's taxonomy places the organism in Eukaryota, Metazoa, Nematoda, Chromadorea, Rhabditida, Onchocercidae. The record is from RefSeq and is a predicted model, not a curated record. The transcript is spliced from 3 exons.
AUGCCUCUAGUUAGUGAUGUUGAUGAAAUCAUUGAAACCGAAGUGUGUAAUCGUUUAAUUCGUCUUUCAUGCGCCAAAAUGGUUAAUUCCAAAAGUGAACGGGGUGGUGCAAAGCUGCAUCGGAAUUUAUUAAUUCUGCAUUUAUUGAGGAGGGCUCGUGAUGAACAGAAAAGGUUUCCGAUGUUCGCAAAUAGUUCCGAGUGGGUAGAAGAACCGAGAUUAGCAGAGAGCUCUAUGAUGGUGCUACAUACAGAUCCUAUGCCGGCUUUGGAUACAUUUUCUUCGUCUCAUUAUGUUGAUGUAGAUGACGAAGAGGAUGAAAUGGAUGAUUUCGAUUAUGAGAGUGCAGAUGAAGACACAACUCACCUGCUGGAUUUAUCCAAAAAUCAUGAGCCAAUGCAUUUGGAUAGUAACUGUAGUGAUUUGGUAAAACAGGAACAAAUCGAAUUUGGUUAUUCGACACUUCGUCUUGCACCGUUACAGUAUACGUUUGCUGGUCCAGAAAUGUACGGUAUGGAUGAAACAACAACCCAGCAACACAUGUAUAAUGACUCUACAUCUCUUCCAGAUAUAUAUUUCUCGGAAGACAUCAUUUCAUCGCAGUUGUUUAGCGAGCAAGCAAAAGAAAAAGAAGUGGAGCAGGAAUUUGCAGCGCAUAAAUCAGGUCGAGAUUCUAGCUUUGAUUGUUUAACAGUUUCUGCCGACACAGCUGCUUCUGUGGUUCCAGAAUCUGUUACGGAUAAUGUUUAUUCAUGUGCCACUGAUGAUGAAACUGAGGAGAAUGGAGAUUUUGGAAGUAGUUCAUUAUGUUCAACGACUCCUUUGCACCAUCGAAAACGUAAAACAUCUGCACUUCGUUUGCCGUCUUCAUGUAGUAUAAAGAAAUGCUGUGUUGAAGAACGUCAGUUAACGGGCUUGAUUUCUGUGUUCAACUCAGGCCUUAAUGUUGUUGCUGAUCAGUUUCUCACUCGACCAGGUGUUUCCAACGUUUCUUCACUUCAGCAGACUCCGAAGCAGAUUAAUUCGUUUAUACAUAUUACUUGUAACCCAUUGAUCUGUUAG